UUUUCCCAUUUUAUCGCAAAGCACAUUCGAAUAGCUUCUCUUAUUUUCCAUUCAAUUGAAUAGUCAUUUCACACAAAGGUGAUUUUAUACUUUCAUACACCACUGCGUGUGUCCCAUCUGGUCCUUACCGAUAACGAGAAAUUGAUUUUUCAUUGAAUUACUGCAGCAUUAUAUAAAAUCAGUUCUUUUAGUGCGUGCCACAAAUUCUUUAGAACCGUUGAGCGAGUAGUUUGUGCUGUAACUGAAUAUUUUGCAAGUUUUCUGGCAGAAUUUGUUAUUCAAAAGUAAAUUUAUCAAUUGCAAUAAAGGAAUCCAAAACAUAGAAACGACAUGAGCAAAAUAUACCUUCUGAAAUUGUCUCUAUAUGGUUGGCAAAAUAUUAUUAGCUUGUGUUUUUUAAUUACCUGCAUCUCUUUCUGCCACUCUUAUGCUACUACUGAAGAAAGAAGAAUAAGUUUUGGUUUCGAUCCUAAGCACAGAAAUUUAUUGCAAUAUAAUAUUUAUUUCAAUGUAAAAUCGAGAACAAGAGCAACAGCUCGAGACUUUAAUUCAAUAAUUGCUAAAUAUAUUGAUGUUUCACGUGAGCAUGUGACAAGAAGAGCAGCUUCUCCUCUGAUUAAAGAUAUACAAUCACCAUCACCUUAUCAUCGAGAACGUCAUGCUACUAAUCGACGUCAAGGAGUAAAUGAUGACAUUAUUCAUAACAAAGAGAGACAGUUUCGCAGAAAUGAAGAACUUCAUUAUUUACAACGAUUUAAAGAGUCGAGUGAUCAGGAGAGAAUAAUUCAAACAUAUCCAAUGGAUUUAAACAUGAGAAGAAGUAACGAUGAAAGAGAACGUAGGCAUUCUAGGAGAUCUUUGGACAGGCAACUUCGAUCAACAAUGUCACGAACUUCACAUUCAGACCAAAGGUUUCGCAGACUUUCUCUUGAGUACAGAAGAUUGACCAUUAAGCAAUCUGACAAUAGCGUUUGGCAACAACGAUUUAGAGUACAGACUAGAACUUCUCUCAAUAAUUUAGAAAACUAUAAGUACGAACUACUCAGAAGAUAUCAGUUUAAUUCCAGAAACCUUAACAGAGUACAAAGUAUUAGUCCAUUAAUGCAGCAGCCGAGUCUCCAAACAUUAAGAUAUAGAGUUAAUCAAUACAGAUUGCAUAGAGAUGCAAAUGAUUUAGAAAACAAUUUAUUAACAAAUAAAUAUAAUUCUGAAAUGAGAGAAAAUAUUGAAAUUAGACGGCAACACGAACAACGUAACCAUAAUACUCUACCUCAAUACUCCUCAAGAUGCAAUUCCCUUUUGAGUAACCGACAAAUUCAGGAUUCAUUCACUUUUGUAGAAUUAAAUAAAAAUGCAUUCCGAGCACAAGAUCAGUUCCUAUUUUCAGAGUUUGCUUCAAAUAAACAAAUUAAUCGAUUGUUAACAAUUACAAAUAUGAAAAUGAAUAACGUCAGGAAACAAGUUACUGAAUUAAGGGAGAAUAGAAAUCGCAUGGAAGGAGCAUAUCUUAAAAAUCUAAGAGCACAUUCGCAAGAAAGGAAAGAUGUUGAACGAGAGAGACAAGAUAAUGUCUUUUUAGAUCGAAGGCAACUUUUUGAUCCUAUGGCACAAAAGAGGCGAAUUUCUUAUAAUUCAUUUGAACAGAGAAACACUGAUGCUGCAAGGCGAUUAGUUAGGAGUAGAGUUUUAACAAAACACACCGAAAGAACAAGAAAUGAACAUCAAAUUAGGAGGUUUAUAAAUGAUGGAUUAGAGGUUCGCUUGGAAAUGAAAACCAGGACUUUCAACUUCCAAACGACAAAUACUACUCCAACUUCUCAACGUAACAAUUUAUCUUCUGAAUUGCAAAUUGAUAUUUCAAAAGGAAAACUUAAUCUGAACGAAACAAACUUAUUCACAGAAGUUGUAAGGCACAUCAUUAUAAUUGGUCUUUGCGCAUUACACGCAUCAUCCACUUUUGGAAAGAAGAGCACAUUUUUCAGGCGCACUAAACAUCAACUUCAUCUUUUAACUGGUGUUUAAAAUAUAUGAAAGUGUAGGAAAACAUCUAAAUUCCAUGACUUUGAAUAAGAUGUGUAACAAAAAUUAUUAACAGAAAUGUAUUUAAUAGAAAUAAAAAGAUGUUCAUUGAAA
This is a messenger RNA of Leptopilina heterotoma, 2133 nucleotides long. RefSeq lists its product as uncharacterized. Bases 331 to 2022 code for a protein of 563 amino acids. The record is from RefSeq and is a predicted model, not a curated record. The transcript has 4 exons. Lineage: Eukaryota; Metazoa; Arthropoda; Insecta; Hymenoptera; Figitidae.